AUGGGCGAGAUCGCGUUCGUGGAGGCAUUCGGCCCCGCGGCCACAGACCUACACACCAAGGCCACGACAGCGAAGACGGAGAAGAACUUGCUGACGUUCUCCAACGUAAACAUCAUCCACAAGGCCAACCAGUACAUCACGUCGCGUCUGCCGUACUACGUCCAGCUCAAGACGAAGGCGGGCUCGAAGAGCGUGAUAGAGACGGCCCCCGCGGAGGGCACGUGGGCUACAGUUCCCACGCACCAUCCAUUCCUGGACAUCGCGAAGAUCACCAAGGUUCAGUCCGACGUUCAGCACUGUGUCUUCGGCGUCGUUGCGCGCCAGCCCGGGGCGAAGUGGCAGGAGACGAGGUACGGCCCCGGGUGCGUCUGCAACGCGAUCCUCCGGGCCGCUACGAUCGCGAAGGACUACAAAAUUUGCGAGACCUGCACGGCGUCGCUGUCUGCAUUGACGGCGGUCAUCGUGCCUGGCAACGCCCGGGACCUCGAUGGAGUGUACGAAGCUCACAGCGUAGCGAUCAUGGGCGUGACCCCUGUCUUGCGCAACGAAGGCUUCGUCAUGCGCUGCUGCGCGACGUGCGAGAAGCAGGUCCCGGACGGCGACCACGGCAGGUGCGACGAGCACGGCGAGGCCCCAAUCGAGUCGCGGUGGAUCAUCCAGCUCGAGUUGACCGAUGGCACGGGCCACUGCGCUGCCAUGCUCUACCACGACGUGGCCAUGCAGAUUCCAGGCUUCCCUGAUCCUUCGACCGCCGAGGACCCGAGCUUCCGGAAGUUCCUCCAGACGCUCCGCGCCGCCCCCUACUCCGUCCGCUUGAUCUACCGCAUCAACGCGCUGCGCGAAGUGAGCAACCUGGAGGCCAAGCUGCUGUUGCCCACGCUCACGUCCGACGGCGUCGUCGGCUCGUGGCGCCUGGACCCGACCCCUAUCACCUUCAGCAACACCGCGUGCCCUUUCGCGAAGUGCGCCUCCGUGACCUUCGACCCAGACCUGGGCUUCGCUGUCGUGGACGGCUCGACGGUCACCUCCGUCCGCGUCCUCGUCACCUUCCAGGACCCGGAUGAGGACGAGGAGACGACGGUGCCCGACACCGCGCAGGGCCUUCGCGUCACGCGGGUGGCCACGUGCGCCCUCGAGCCCGCGGGCCAGGAGGCGCCAGCGAAAUUCCAGUUCACUGCCAGCGGCCUCUCCAGCGCCGUGCAAUGGCUGGUCCGCGCCGACGGGACGUUCUUCCUGAGUGCUACAAAACGGAAGAACGACAACACUUUCGUUGUUCAGACACACCACAAGGUGACCCCGCCCGACGCAGCGUUGUGGGCGUAG
Prorocentrum cordatum is the source of this 1323-nucleotide messenger RNA. NCBI's taxonomy places the organism in Eukaryota, Dinophyceae, Prorocentrales, Prorocentraceae. The record is from the annotation of a GenBank genome assembly.